This is a messenger RNA of Chaetomium fimeti, 3833 nucleotides long. RefSeq lists its product as uncharacterized. The transcript has 3 exons. Gene Ontology annotation, cellular component: nucleus; exosome (RNase complex). The record is from RefSeq and is a predicted model, not a curated record. NCBI's taxonomy places the organism in Eukaryota, Fungi, Ascomycota, Sordariomycetes, Sordariales, Chaetomiaceae. Bases 121 to 3759 code for a protein of 1212 amino acids.
GCGCUUCGAAUCCAUUGAUCUUGACGAUCCCAAGAAGAUUCAGGUUCACAAAAUCCCACUGCGCCGCCGAUUAUCGAGAUGCACGAACUGUAGCGACACACCCAUCGUCGAAUUUCCGCCAUGUCGCAAUACCCUAAUCCGUAUGGCUACGGCCAAUAUCAUGGCGAAUACCCACCUCAACCGUAUGCCUACCCGAACGUCUCCGGUUACCCAGCGGCCAGCCAGAUACCCCCUUACAAUCCUUCCGCCGCACCGAUACAUCGUGAUGCUUCACAGGUCGCUUUCGACCUGAAUGCUACGCAUAUUCCAGGGCUUGGGAUAGGCGGCGCACCUCCCCACGAGACUCACAACUUCGCAUCUGGCAUUGCGUCGUGGACGCAGCCCCCUGGAUUUGCGCCAUUUGCACCAAGUGGCCCGCCAGCGCAGACCUCGCGAUCAGGUCCCUACAACCUCCACCGCCCCCAGGCUAACGCCACCCACGAUUCGAAAACUGGCCCGCCACCACUAACGCAACCCGCCCCGACCGCCGCGCAUCCAACUGCGGACGUUGAUAUGGAGGAAGGUGAGCUGAGCGAGGGCCAGUUUGAGGAUCUGUACGAGCCGCGGGAAGAGGAAUCGGAUGCUCCCGUACAGCCAGUUCCCAAGCCGUUACCAUUUCCGGUUGGAGAUUUCAGCCAACCACCAAGCGCCGCUGAUACACCAGACGGUGGAUUUUAUGGCUCGGACGACGAUGGUGGCGACAAGGAACCUAGGAGGAAUGAUGGUCAUGAGCGCUCAGCGUCCUACUCGCCCUUCCUGUCUCCGCGAGAGAUUCAGAGCGAAAUCCCGACGCCACAACCCACCGCGGACAAGAGGGCUCAACCAAGCUCCGCCCAGCCAGUUGCUGGGGCGCAAAAGCCCGGUGUGCCAGGCCUGGAACCUGCUCCCCAAGGCCCGACCACGUCCUCGAACGGUGCCUCAGCCCAGAUCGGAGAUUCCUCCCCGAAACCGCAAGCAGAUCCAUUGAGUGCUUUCGCAUCCUUGCAGGAAGCGAAGAAGGAGGCGCAGAAGGCAAUUCUGCGUUUAUGGCCCUUGGGUGUCAAAUACCAAAAUUACCUCGACGAGGGGUUCGACGAAAAGCUUAUCAAGAACCUUUUCCUGGAUCUUCGUCUGGACAUGCCCAAGGCCAAUACGGGCUCCUCUGCGCCUCCCUUGAAGGCAACUCAGCAAAUCGAGGGCAGCGGAGCCGACUCGGACAAACCAAGCAAGCCCUCCGACACGCAGCCACAACAUGCCCCUAUCGCCACGAAGGACUCAUCUAUCAUAUCCGAACAGACAAGGAAAGGCGAGGAGCGAAAAGACCGCAUCGCACGGCUCCUUGCAGCGAAGGCAGCUAAAGCACCGGCAGCACCGGCAGCACCAAACCCGCCCACGCCCGCUCCGGCACAACCUAAGCGAACCGAGUCAACCGCACAACACGAGGAGACCGCGCCGGCACCGCCAGCUCCAGCACCGCCCAAACCUAAGACGUGGGGCGAGAAAGAGCGUCUGAUCCAACAGAAAAUAGCCGCGCUACAAAAAUCCCGAGAAGCUCAAAAGUCGACAACCGACACAGCUAGCCUGGGGGGUAACAACGGAGCGUCCGUUCCUCCACCUACUUCAACAAACAGUCCCGCUCCCCUGGCCAUCCCCACAGGUCCCAGGGCAGCAAACGGAUCUCACACGCCGGCCAGCGCUCAGGCAACGCCAUCUCAACCUCGUCAACCGCUGCCUGGUUUGAUGUUGUCAGCAAAUGCCCCGCAGGUGAUUUCGAACCAACGCAAGCGUCCAGUGGCCUCAGAUUUCGUUGAAUACUCAGCAGGGCCAGCCCCGGCGAAGCGGCCCUUCACCCAAGCCCGCAAGGAGACGUCGCUCAUUAUUGAUGUUACAGACGAGUCUGACGACGAGGAGAUGGACAUGGAUAUGGACAUGGAAUCGCCGGGUGAUGAGACAUUGCCGAUUCAAUCGAGCGGCUCGCUUGGUCAACGUGGGCCGGCUGUCCGUGACUUCCCACCACUUACGGAUUCCUUCCCUCCGCGCCAGAUCUCGAGUCCCGCGCCUUCCAUAACUCCACCCGGGGGCCGAGUUAACAGCAAGAAGCGGACUGAGCUUGAUCUGAAAGAAAAGGCAAUCCAGGAUAUGAGACGGAAGAUUGCCCUUGCAGAAGCCAAGCGAAAAGUCAAACAGUCUUCGGGUGGCUCGGUGACGCCAGGCCAAAUCGGGUCAGAGUCCAAGGAUGGCGAGAGCCCUCGGGUCCUAGUUGCCCGACCGGCUGAGUCCAUGAGCAGCCCGAAUCGCUCAGAAAGGGCUUCUCCCCAGCUUCCACCGGACGCGUCAUCACCCCGGCUUUCUCAACCAGCGGACAUGCUGCGCCUUGAUCCGCGUCAGCGAGAGCUUCGCCGAGGCCGUAUCGUGAGCCUUGAAAUUCCCAGAGUUGAAUCAUUCCUCACGGAAAGGAUGAAGCGAAUGCAACAACUGCAGGAUGAACAAGCACGGUUGAAGGCCGAGAUCGACAAUAGCGUUGCCGAGCAAAAGAGGCUGGCUGAUGAGCUGCAAGAACUUGAGACGGCUCCUCCAGCCGACAGCCCACGGCCUAAUGGGUUACAUUCCGAAAAUGACUCGGGUGAUUCAUUGUCGUCUGGCACUGCUAAAGACACUGUUGAUCAACAGAACGAGGUUUUCCCUCCGCAAACGGGAAGCCCCUCAAUUGAUAUCCAGACUGGUGGGUCAUCAUCAGCUCGAUCCGAGUCCGACAGAGGCAUUGGCGCCGCAUCCACCGUCGAAGAGGAGGCCCCGCGAGAAGGACCGCAAGAAGGGCCACAAGAAGGGUCGCAUGGCGGGUCACCGUCACCUUCCGCUGCUGACUUCGGCACCGUUGAAUCUGACGAUGCCGAUUCUGCUGAACAUCUGUCCGACACCAUGGCACAAAUUCAACCGCUGCCGAAUGGUGAGAUGAUAAUUCAAGGAGAUGACGAAGAUGCCUCGGUUCUGUCCUCAGAGUCGCAGCAAGCUGAAAACAACACCCCCCCACCACCUCUACCCGAGCAAGCGGAUCCUUCAAAGGUCGACGAGACCACACCGAUGGAAUUGGAUUCAAGGUCACCCAGCCCGGAGACAGCGGGGCUCACCAGCAGCUUCGACGCAGAAUCUCUAGCCCCACUGCCUGACCAAAUCUCGGGCGCCGCGCAACCCAGGAAGGCAGUGCAAGAAAUAGAGACAGAUGUUGCAGGAGAAGUACAUGUCGUUUCUUCCUGUAUCAUCAGAACCUCGACGCUAACUCGAUUGCAGGUACAUGAUCGCCCAACGUCUCCGUCUGACAGCAAAUUAAUGCCCUACGAAAGCCCACUUCGUUAUUUCCAUGCGUAUCGAUUCCACCCGGAGUACAAAAAUUCAGUUGCCGGUGGCCUGAGGUCUUUGACUUACAGCAACAGAAUUGAUCCCGAAAAGGAACUCUGCCCUUUCGAACUUACUGGAGAACAGUGCCCUGCUACUUGCGAGUUCCAGCAUUUUGGCUCUAUCAGUCCUCCGGAUGACCAAAUCCUCUUGGAGCUUGGAAAUUCCGACGACUAUAGUGGCGAGCAAAAGAGCCGGUUCAUCCAGGGCCUGCGGGAGCUUCUCCAGAAGUUCAAGGCCCAGAAAGUUAAGGACUUCGACACAAUAGCGCGCGGGAUCAUUGAAUUCCGCUCCCAGUUCCUCGGGGACAAAUCCAAGGUACUCCGCUUGGAAGGGGUCACCAUUUGAUCAGGGCGCUUUUCCAGCCGGCAGCCGAACUGGAGGGUGGCAGCCCCACGCCGCCAGUCCAGUUUAGUGUGCCC